AUGGCGGACGUUCCUCUCUACGUUGUCUCAGACUACACCUCGUCCGAGAGACGGAUCACUCCAGCUUGGUCCAUCUCGCAGCUCAAGACCAAGCUUGAAACCAUCACCGGCAUCCCUCCCUCUUGCCAGCAGAUCUCUCUCAAGACGUCAUCCGGCGAAAAAAUUGCGGUCGAGGCUCCAGACGAGGAGUCUGUUUAUCUACAACAAUUUCCCCUCGCUCCUUAUGCCGAGUUGCUGGUCGGCGACACGAGACCCGCCUCUGCAAGACCCAAUUUCUCAAGCACGGCUGGUGUUGAGAAGUACGUGUUACCCGAAGAAGAAUAUGAAAAGAAGACGGAUUCUGUCCUGGCAUGGAAGAAAACGGAGAAGCUGGGGCGCUUCGAUCCUAACGCUGCGAGCCAUGAGCAAGCAAAGAUAUCCGCCAUUGCUCAAGAAAUCGAAGUCCGAGGGAUCGCCGUCGGGAAGCGAUGCCAGAUUGGCGACGACGAUUCUCGACGAGGAGAAAUCAAGUAUGUGGGCGAUGUGAAGGAAAUCCCUGGCCCGGGUGCAUGGGUCGGCAUCCAGCUGGAUGAGCCGGUUGGCAAGAACGAUGGGAGCAUUGGUGGUUCUCGCUACUGGGGCGAGGAAUCGCAACUCAAGCAUGGCGUGUUCGUCCGUCCGGAUCGGGUUGAGGUUGGCGACUUCCCAGCACUAGAUGACCUCGAAGACAUGGAGGAGAUUUGA
Chaetomium globosum CBS 148.51 is the source of this 723-nucleotide messenger RNA. RefSeq lists its product as uncharacterized. Gene Ontology annotation, cellular component: cytoplasm; nucleus; microtubule plus-end. Gene Ontology annotation, biological process: cytoplasmic microtubule organization; post-chaperonin tubulin folding pathway; tubulin complex assembly. Gene Ontology annotation, molecular function: alpha-tubulin binding; microtubule plus-end binding. Bases 1 to 723 code for a protein of 240 amino acids. The record is from RefSeq and is a predicted model, not a curated record. The transcript is spliced from 2 exons. NCBI's taxonomy places the organism in Eukaryota, Fungi, Ascomycota, Sordariomycetes, Sordariales, Chaetomiaceae.